Messenger RNA from Ruditapes philippinarum (Manila clam), 473 nucleotides. Its product is annotated as long-chain fatty acid transport protein 4-like. The annotation marks the transcript as partial. The record is from RefSeq and is a predicted model, not a curated record. The transcript is spliced from 3 exons. Gene Ontology annotation, molecular function: long-chain fatty acid transmembrane transporter activity; long-chain fatty acid-CoA ligase activity. NCBI's taxonomy places the organism in Eukaryota, Metazoa, Mollusca, Bivalvia, Venerida, Veneridae.
ACAUUUAUCUCGUACAUCAGGAGAGCCUGGAGAACUGGUAGGAAGAAUUGUUGUUGGAGAUCCACUCAGACAAUUUGAUGGCUAUGUUUGUAAGAAAGCUAGUGACAAAAAGAUUGCGUCUGAUGUGUUUAGAAAAGGUGACAUGGCGUUCUUAACAGGUGAUGUUCUAGUCAUGGACGAGUACGGUUACAUGCAUUUUAGAGAUCGUACUGGAGACACCUUUAGAUGGCGCGGAGAAAAUGUAUCCACAUUUGAAGUGGAGACAACAAUUAGUAAAAUAAUCAAACUUAAUGACGCUGUAGUGUAUGGUGUGGAGGUCCCAGGGUCUGAAGGACGUGCUGGUAUGGCAGCAAUUGUUGAUCCAAAUGAUCAGAUAAAUCUGACCGAACUGUGUAUGGCGUUGCAGAAAUCUUUGCCGUCAUAUUCAAGACCUUUGUUUAUACGUCUAAUGAGACAAGCUGCUGAUACUACAG